This is a messenger RNA of Malania oleifera, 2530 nucleotides long. Its product is annotated as protein NRT1/ PTR FAMILY 7.2-like. Gene Ontology annotation, biological process: transmembrane transport. Gene Ontology annotation, molecular function: transmembrane transporter activity. The coding region runs from base 328 to 2133 and encodes 601 amino acids. The record is from RefSeq and is a predicted model, not a curated record. The transcript is spliced from 5 exons. Lineage: Eukaryota; Viridiplantae; Streptophyta; Magnoliopsida; Santalales; Ximeniaceae. Gene Ontology annotation, cellular component: membrane.
AUAGAAAGCUCUUUCCCUUCAGUUUCCUCACCACGAAAUCUCAGCCGUUCGCUGAAUUUUCCAUGCUCUAUAAAUAGCCCCACCUCCUCCACCCUCUGCCCUCAUAUACCCAUCUGUUAAUUGACUCAUACUCUCAUCGAUCAUCCCUCUCUCCCUGUCUAUCUCCUCUCCUCUCCUCCUCAUCCUCCGAUUUAUCUUCAACUCGGCAUUGCAUAUCUGCAUGUGUUUUGAUCAUUACACUAGCUAGCCAGCUAGCCUUCUAGUGAAGAUCACCCAUCACAGCAUAUAUAUAUUAUACAUACCCAAACAUACAUAUAUAUAUGCAUAAUGGCUUGCUUAAGUUUCUCUAAAGAGAAUUGCGCGGAUGAAAAGAUUAAAAAAACGGAGCGAGAGUGCUGCACCCUCGAUGGAUCCACUGAUAGACACGGCCAUCCUGCUGUACGUGGAAAAACCGGGGCAUGGACAUCAGGGAUUCUCAUACUUGUGAAUCAAGGACUGGCAACUCUGGCAUUCUUUGGAGUUGGGGUGAACAUGGUGCUGUUUUUGACAAGGGUGAUGGGGCAGGACAAUGCAGAUGCUGCCAACAAAGUCAGCAAAUGGACAGGCACAGUCUACAUUUUCUCUCUUCUUGGGGCCUUCCUCAGUGAUUCCUACUGGGGAAGAUACAAGACCUGUGCCAUCUUUCAGGUCAUCUUUGUCAUUGGUCUGGCAUCACUAUCGUUAUCAUCAUACAUUUUUCUGCUCAAGCCUCAUGGCUGCGGUGCCGAACAUUCUCCAUGCCAGCCCCAUUCACCCUACCACACUCUGUUGUUCUACCUUUCCAUUUACCUAGUAGCGUUAGGAAAUGGAGGGUACCAACCCAACAUAGCUACAUUUGGGGCGGACCAGUUUGAUGAGAAUGAUUCUAAGGAAGGCCACUCAAAGGUGGCCUUCUUCAGCUUCUUCUACCUGGCUCUGAACCUGGGCUCCCUCUUUUCAAACACUAUACUGGUCUAUUUUGAGGAUAAGGGAAUGUGGGCACUGGGUUUUUGGUCAGCAACUGGCUCUGCCUCUGUUGCAUUGAUCUUGUUCCUUAUUGGGACCCCAAGGUACAGACACUUCAGACCCAAUGGCAACCCUCUCUCUAGGUUUUGCCAAGUUUUGGUCGCUGCAACAAGAAAAUGUAAGGUUGAGGCACCACCAAGUGAAGAUUUGUAUGAAGUGGACGCGAAAGAUGAUCCCAAAAAUGGGGGCAGAAAGUUGCUUCACACCCAGGGUUUUCAAUUCUUGGACAGAGCAGCAGUCGUUAUAUCUAAGGAGCAAAACGAGAAAGAUGAGGUUCUUGAUAGUCCUUGGCAUCUCUGCACAGUAACCCAAGUCGAAGAAGUGAAAUGCAUACUAAGGCUCCUACCAAUUUGGCUCUGCACGAUACUUUACUCUGUAGUUUUCACCCAAAUGGCCUCUCUCUUUGUGGAGCAAGGUGCAGCCAUGAGAACUAACAUUUCGAACUUCCACAUUCCUCCAGCAAGCAUGUCUAGUUUUGACAUUCUCAGCGUUGCUCUUUUCAUUUACAUAUAUAGGAGAGUUCUUGACCCCCUCUUUGCGAGGAUGAGGAAGGACCCCAGAGGGCUCACUGAACUUCAGAGGAUGGGGGUUGGUCUUGUUAUAGCAAUAGUGGCAAUGGUCUUUGCUGGGACAGUAGAGAUUUUCAGGUUGAAGCAUGCGGCGAAAGAUUGUGCCAACUGUGAAGGUUCCAGUUCUUUGAGCAUCCUUUGGCAAAUCCCCCAAUAUGUAUGCAUUGGAGCCUCUGAGGUUUUCAUGUAUGUUGGUCAAUUGGAAUUCUUCAACGCACAAGCACCAGAUGGAUUAAAGAGCUUUGGGAGUGCACUUUGCAUGACAUCCAUUUCACUAGGAAACUAUGUUAGUAUCUUGCUGGUAACAAUGGUCAUGAAAAUCUCUACAGAACAUAAAAUGCCCGGGUGGAUUCCUGGAAACCUCAAUAAGGGUCAUCUAGAUAGAUUUUACUUCCUCUUGGCAGCUUUGACUACUGCAGAUUUUGUGAUCUACUUGAUUUGUGCUAAGUGGUAUAAGAGUAUCAAGUUUGAAGGGAAGAGUGGAGAAAGCAGUGACACGCACGCAGACCUUAAAGUCUAAUAUAUUUUGAAAACACAGUAUGCUUUAGAAGAGAAGCCAUGAGAGAUUGGGAGACUGGAGGUAUAAGAGUUAUUUUGCAAUGAAACUAAAGAAAUGAGAAAUUCCAUUUUCAUUUCUCUAAUGUCGAGCACAGCGUGUUCAGAGAGUGGCUUCUGUUCCUAUGACGGCAUACACAGUUUUCAAUGGGGUACAUAGAUCUUGUAUAUGAAGCUCCUCAAAUGACAUUUACAUAACCUGUGGCUUUCCUUUCAAUUUUCCUUUUUCCUCCAAUCUUCAAGUGCAGCCAAUGUCCAUCAAUGACAUACAAACCAAAUGCAUGAAUUUGUAACAUUGUAGCAUCUCUGUAUUACAUCAACCAUCAAUGAUACAAGUAUUUCAUCUGCUUGAGCCAUUAAAA